CUUUAUACGUACUGCUCCUACGCACCUUACUUUGUAUGUGUUUUUAGCAUCUGUGCAGUACCUUUUUUUUAUUUAGAAAAAAACGGCGGGUGCCGUACUCUUAGAUGUUUUUUUGGCUACCGUACUCUUGUUUUGUUGAUGUUUGCCGCUUUACGUUUUUAAUGGUAUAACUGUUGAUAGAGGAUAAAGACAGGCAUUGUCUGUGGUAUCUGAUGUAAAUUUUCCGCACAUUUUUUUGCAUGUGGAUUAUCAUCCUGAAUUACAACCAAAUGUGCUUUGUACAGUUGGUGAAAUUUUCAAGGGAAUGCAGGGAACUUUCUUGUAUUUUAUUACUUCCUGCGCGCUCGUGAUUUGUCUUAUUGUUAUUCCGACAUGGGGAUAUUAUGACCAUGUAAAAUGUUACGGCACUGGCGACUGCGUAAUAGCGGCUGGAAACUUAGGCGGAGGACAGAAUAAUGACAGAGAAAAAUGGAUGAUCGAGUGCGGAGAUGGAGAAGGAAUGAUCGGGAUUUACGAUUUUAACUACCAAUUCCGAGGCCUAUCUCAAGUUUGGUGCUACUUUAUGUUUCCCUUGAAACCUCCAUCUCAGGGAAUAUAUCCAUACUACCCCUACUGUAACGUAAGGAAUCUUACUCUACGGGAAUUUUAUUGCUAUGAUCAAUAUUAUCCGGGAGAUACCUACAAUACUUUUGUAACCGGGCUGUUUGCGCUGGAGUCAUACGAUCCUGUUUAUCCAUCGCUGAUGAAAUGCUGCAAAACACCACCGCAGUAUGCACUGGAUUAUAGUCGCUGUCAAUGGAAGUAUACACACGACAAAUAUGGCGAGCAUUACGAUGGUCAGUGGAUUGUUAAAUGCGAUACGAAUUUUGUUAUGACAGGCUUAGGUCAAGCUAUGAAUCCAUGGGAUAAUUAUUUCCACUGGGUCUGGAUUCAGUGCUGUCCGUAUAUCACGGUAGGAAAUCACGGAUAACAUGCUCCGGCAGCGGAAAGCCUUAAUACCAGAAUUUCCAACGGUUUCCAUACACCUCAAAACUGAUCUCAUACCUUGCACCAUUUUUGUUGAAGUACAUAAAUUUGGCUCCUUUGAUUUGGAGCUUGGCCCAAUUAACGUAUUUCUACUCAUAAUUGAUUUGUUAUUGUAAUGUGCAUUUGCGGCAUGGACUAUUUUUUGCAUAUUAUGUUAAAGGAUGCGUCGUCUGAAACAAGACACAGCUAACCAACCAUGUGGUCCGUCGCGCAAGCAACAUUGUACGAAUACUGUACUUCAGAA
This is a messenger RNA of Paramacrobiotus metropolitanus, 1270 nucleotides long. RefSeq lists its product as uncharacterized. The coding region runs from base 305 to 970 and encodes 221 amino acids. The record is from RefSeq and is a predicted model, not a curated record. The transcript has 10 exons. NCBI's taxonomy places the organism in Eukaryota, Metazoa, Tardigrada, Eutardigrada, Parachela, Macrobiotidae.